GCCACCGACGCGAUGUGCUGCUCUGAGGAGGAUGCCGCCGCGAUGACUUGCGUUCUCGAGGACCGCGCUCACGCGGACAUUCCUCUGGGCAUGGGGCGCGGGAACUUCUCGCGCGUGAGGGCCGAAGCCGAGGCGCGGCAGCUCCGCCAGGGAGUAGAGGGGGCGGGCGAGGGCGGGCGCGACGACUGGGGCGGGCAAGCCGACGCUGAGAUGCCCCGCUGCACGGGGCGCCCGUCAUCCGCUGAGUCUGACGAUGCCAGCUCUAGCAACAGCACCAACUCAGAGAUGGAAGGAUCUCUAGAGGGCGACGAGUCGGGCAUCCAGACAGAGGACGAGUCACAAGGGCAAGCGCCAGAAGGACUUGGAAAUUCGGGCGGCGACGACGUCUUUUUGCCGCUGAAGGCGCAGGGCGUCGGAGAAUCUGAAGAUGGCCCAGGCGCCGCUGACGCCCGG
This is a messenger RNA of Prorocentrum cordatum, 453 nucleotides long. Lineage: Eukaryota; Dinophyceae; Prorocentrales; Prorocentraceae. The record is from the annotation of a GenBank genome assembly.